AUGAAGCCGGCGACAGUGGGCGGCGUGUUGCUAGCCCUGUUGCUGGUUAACCUUGCCCGGGCCCAAAUUGACUGGGCGGAGGAUGACGACGAUCCAGUAUCCACCGUUACGGUCGAAGCCGUUCUCGGAAAGACGGCCACCUUGCCGUGCGACAUCGAACCGGAGGAGCUGAACGAUCGAGUCUACAUGGUGCUGUGGUUUCGGGAAAGUGCUGGAAAACCUCUCUACAGCUACGACGUUCGGGGGAGACAAUUCUCCAAAGCGCUCUACUGGUCGGAAACGAGCGCCUUCGGACCGCGGGCAUACUUUGUGACGAUUUCCAAACCGGCCGCCCUCAGCGUGGACAACAUUCAGCUCGACGACGAAGGGGUGUACCGCUGCCGGGUGGACUUCCAGAACUCGCCCACAAGAAAUCAUCGCAUCAACCUAACCGUAACCGUGCCCCCACAUCAAAUCCUGGUAUACGACGCUUCCGGAUUGGACGUGACCGGUGCCAUCGGUCCACUGCAGGAGGAUGACAAUCUGGUGCUCACCUGCGAAGUUCGUGGAGGACGACCGGAACCGACGGUCACCUGGCUGAACGGCAACGAAAUAAUGCAAACGGGUGGUGGCGUUUCGAUGGGUCGGCACGUCACCGUUAAUCGGCUGGAGAUACCGAAGAUGACGCGCACGGCGCUCAACAAUACGUACAAGUGUCAGGCGUCCAACACCAAGUUGGUUCCGCCGGCCGAGCGUAGCAUACGGGUUGACAUGUUGUUGAAACCGCUUUCCACGGCCCUUUCGUCGAAGCCGAAACAGUUGAUCGCCGACCAGGAGUACGUGCUGGCGUGUAACGUGGUUGGAUCCGUGCCGGAGACGGACAUCAAGUGGAUGCAAAACAAUCGACCAUAUAUGAAGGGAAAGAUAAAAACCAUCAACAACAGCUCGAUGGUGUCGUCCGUGCUGAGCUUUCGCCCGCAUCCGGACGACGACGGUACCAUCCUCAAGUGUGAAGGCUCCAAUCCCCGGCUGCAAAACUCCGCCCUCGAGGACUCGGUCAUCAUGAAUGUCCUGUAUCCACCGCAAGUGACGCUGUCGCUGGGAUCAACGCUUAAUCCCGCCGACAUCAAGGAGGGUGACGACGUCUACUUCGAGUGUCACAUUAAGGCAAAUCCGAGGGAGCAUCGCAUUACAUGGUCACACGAUGGCCAACCGGUGACGCAGAACGUUACUUCGGGAGUCAUCAUCUCAACCCGCUCGCUGGUGCUGCAGCACGUCGGCCGGUUCGAUUCCGGCAGCUAUGCCUGCGCCGCCGCUAACGACCGCGGGGAAACCCAGAGCGAACCGGUCGCCCUCAAGAUCCACUUUGCGCCGGUUUGCAUAUCAAGCAGCAUCAUGAUCGUCGGUGCAUCGCUGGACGAAACGGUUCCGGUGCCGUGUCACGUAGCGGCCGAUCCGCUGGACGUGUCCUUUGAUUGGAACUUUUCCAACAGCGGCGAGCGGUUCGAGGUGGCCAGCGGCCAGUUCAACCUGCUGCAGGAGUUCCACUCGACGGAGGGUAUCACCCAGUCGCGCUACGAUGCCGACGAGGAUAAUUCGGAAACCAUCUACGAGCUGCUGUACACGCCGAAAAGUGAACGGGAGUACGGUACGCUGGCCUGCUGGGCGAAGAACUCGAUCGGGAAGCAGAAGGAACCGUGCCUGUUCCAAGUCGUGCCGGCAGCCAAACCGUCCCCGCUGCGCAACUGCACGCUGCGCCCGUACUCGACCCUGCUGCCGCCGGGAAAUCACGGCCCGCACGGCACGCCAAACACGACUUCUGCAGCGUCAGCCGGUUCCGCCUACUCGUACUACGCGGGCGAACCGACCGGCAGCCGGGCCGGUCAGCACUAUCGGGACACUAAUUACGUUGGGCCACAAUUCGUUAAAGAUCGGAACGUGCCCAGCACCGCCACCAACACCGCCGCCACCGCCACCGGCCGGCGGAAUGUAACAAAAUUUAAUCAGAAAAAUCCAUCGUCCACGCCGGGCCGGCGGACAUUCAACCGAACCGCAGCCGGUGGUGGUUUUCCGCCCGGCCGCGACUCCGACCUGGCCCGGCUGACCGCGGACGAGGGGCUCGACCCGGUGGAGGGGCUCGCGAGCGGAUCAAAGGCGAUUCCACCGCUCGUGCCGGAGCAGCAACGUCGACGAGCGAGUGGGAAAAUUCCUCCCGCCAGCAGAAACUCGCCCAGCAGCAGCAGCAACAGUGAGGAGCGAAACAGUCGGAUGAAUCUGCUUAACACGGCCACGGCCGUGCUGCUCGGGGAAGGCGGUUCGGCGGCCGUGCUAGCGUCGUCCGCCACCGGGGACGAUCCGGCCGGCCAGCAGCGCGGCAAUCGACUCCGACGGUACGCUGCCAGCGAUGACGCACGCAACGAUAGCCUCCCGGGCGGCGUCGGCAGCAAUCAACGUGACCGCCCGAUCGACGAGGGUCGGCGUGGCCGAGGGGGAAAUAAUUAUCGCACCACCACGGCAUCCACUGCACCGUCGCCAAUUGCAUCGCAAUUAAGAUCGAAAGCGAUACGGUACCAAUCGGGGCCUUCGCCCUACUCCUCGGGGUCCUACUCCACCGGUGGCACCGGGCAGCAUCAUCAUCAUCAUCAGCAACAGCAGCACCUCUUCGUCGAUGGUUCCGCGCCCGGUUCGGGGAGUGGAGCCGCCGACAACGGUGGCGGUCCCAUCAUGAUGGAGCUGGAGUGUGUCGCCGGGUACGACGGCGGGCUGCCGCAGCACUUUUUUCUCGAAGCCUACGACUCCCGGACGCGCAAACUGCGCCUCAAUAUCACAAGUGCCCUUAACGACGUGCCGCUCUUCCGCAUCGACCUGACCGAACUAAUCCCCAGCGAAUCCUACACACCCACUCUGCACCUGAUAGCGUACAGCGUGAAUCAGAAAGGUCGUUCCGAGCCGACGAUCCUGGAGGAUAUAGCAAUUAAUGAAGCUGAAAAAAGGACCGAUGACACCGACGGCUUUGCAAUACUCCCAAUUGCGGCGUUACUGACGGGAGCCCUUUUCACCAUCGGCAUCGCGGUCCUGCUCGUCGUCGUGCUGGCAAUCCGCCGAAAGCGGGACGGCCACGGGACGGGCCUAUGCGAUGGCAAAGAGAAACACAUCGGCAUGGACAUCACCGUCACGACACCGCUGGAGAUGGGUAUGGGCCAGCAGAAGUACGUCGUCGCCUACACGCUCAAGCAGGGCGUCGAGAAGCAACCGGACAUCCUGAGCGCCCAGAAGACGGGCUCGGCCAGCGUGCAGUCGAUCAAGGACAUGGGAGGCGGCAAACCGGGCGGCGCCGUCUACGCCACCCAAGGCUACGAUCCACCGCAGCAGAAAUCAACCCCUUCCAGCCGGCAGAGCACCCUCAAGCGUACCGCGGACACGGCCAACAGCUACAGUCUGCUGCAGCAGCAGCAGCAGCAACAACAACCCACCGGCACCGCCAGCAAGUACUCGGCGGAGCUGCUCGAAUACGAGAAGCCCUACCCGAAUUACCAACCGGCGCUCCAGUACAACCACAAUCCGCCACCCCUGGUCGAUCCGUACGCCUACAAAAGCUCCCCGCUGGGCGAUGGGACGGCGGGCUACGGCCGAUUACCGAGCGGGAUGGGUGGCAGCGAGUACCAGCAGCCGGGUGUCGAGCUGUCGAGCAGCAAUCCACUCGAUUAUCGCAACGCGAGCCACAGCAGCAGUAGCAGCAACCUGAAGCAAUCCUGCACCACCGGUAACCCCGAGUACCGGUACUCGGGCUCGGAGUUCGUGACGGAUCUGCUCGACUUUGGCAGUGCGCCCUCACCGUCGUCCGGUUCGUCCAACGUGGGUGCGACGCUGACGAAGAACCGGAACCGGCAGCACAUCAUCACCGAUACGCUGCCCGGGCCGGAGAGUUGUGUGUAG
Anopheles coustani is the source of this 3915-nucleotide messenger RNA. RefSeq lists its product as uncharacterized. The record is from RefSeq and is a predicted model, not a curated record. NCBI's taxonomy places the organism in Eukaryota, Metazoa, Arthropoda, Insecta, Diptera, Culicidae. The transcript has 18 exons. Bases 1 to 3915 code for a protein of 1304 amino acids.